GACUCCGACUCGGUUCAAGGUGGUUCACAUGCCUGCGCACUGCGCGCAACACGACGCACAAAACGGGAUUAUUCCAUUUGCAAACAAAAGAAAAAUUAUAAAACAAAAUUCUAGGAUUUAUUAAAGCUUCUGCAUCUUUUGACGUGGUUGAAGAAACUUUCUGAACAAAGCUGUCAAAGCAAUGAAAGCCUGGAGAGUUGGCUUACUUUGCUUAGUGGUAUUGAACGCAGCAGUUCGUUAUGUGACUUCUUUGGAGCAAGAACUGGCCGAUUCUAUUUUGGGUAAAUUCCUGGAUCCCGUCAAAGACUUGUCUGAGCAGAAGUAUGACGCCAAUGAAACGGUGGCCAGAUUCUCCCUACGCAGACCCUCCCACCCAGAAGAUGACCUGUGCUACAUCCUACCCGGCCGAGCUGACUCGCUGGCGGCCUGUGCCUUCAACAGCACUUCCAAAACCUUCCUCAUCAUCCAUGGGUGGACGUUGAGCGGCAUGUUUGAAAGCUGGGUGGCGAAGUUGGUGUCGGCGCUGUACGAGCGAGAGCAGCUGGCCAACGUCAUCGUGGUGGACUGGCUCAGUACGGCCCAGAACCACUAUGUGGUCGCGGCCCAGAACACCAAGGCGGUGGGGCAGGAGGUGGCCCGCUUUAUUGACUGGAUUGAGGAAACCACCAAUAUUCCACUUGACAACUUGCAUCUGAUUGGCUACAGCCUCGGUGCUCAUGUGGCAGGCUUUGCGGGGAGCCAUGCCACCAAUAAAGUUGGAAGAAUAACAGGUUUGGACCCGGCCGGGCCUGACUUUGAGGGCGAGCACGCCCACAGGCGCCUCUCCCCGGAUGACGCCGGCUUCGUGGACGUCCUCCACACCUUCACCCGAGGCUCUUUGGGUCUCAGUAUCGGCAUCCAGCAGCCUGUGGGCCAUGUUGACAUCUACCCAAAUGGAGGCAGCUUCCAGCCGGGCUGCAAUUUAAGAGGCGCUCUGGAAAAGAUUGCCAAAUUUGGGAUAUUUGCCAUUACCGAUGCGGUCAAGUGCGAGCACGAGCGCUCCAUCCACCUCUUCAUUGACUCGCUGCUGAACGAGGAGGAGGCGGCCAAGGCCUACCGUUGCAGCAGUAACGACAGGUUUGACCGGGGAAUGUGCCUCAACUGCCGCAAAAACCGCUGCAACACGGUGGGCUACGACAUCAGCAAGGUCCGCAAGGUGCGCAACGUACAGUUGUACACCAAGACCAGAGCCACCAUGCCCUUCAGAGUUUAUCACUACCAGCUGAAGAUCCACUUUUCCAGUAAAGUGAACCGCUCAGAGAUGGAGCCCUCACUGACCGUCUCGCUGUUCGGAACCAAAGGAGAGGUGGACGACCUGCAGCUUAAGUUGAAGGAGAAAAUAUCAGCAAAUAGGACGCAUUCCUUCCUACUGGUGACCGAGAAGGACAUCGGUGAGCUGUUGAUGUUGACGUUCAAGUGGGAGGAGUCCAACGGCUGGUCGGCUUCCAGUAUGUUGAGGAUGGUUUCCUCCUGGUGGUCCGGCCACUCCGACAGCGCCGACAUGGAGGUGCAUAAAAUUCGCAUUCGGGCUGGAGAGACGCAGCAAAAGGUUGUAUUUUGCAUCAAAGAUCCCGAUUCUACCAACUUAACGCAUGAGCUUACCUUUGUCAAAUGUAAGGACUCGUGGCGAGCGAAUCCAAAACGCACAUCCAAAAGAAUCACCUUGGAGGCUCACUGACCCUGCAGAGAAAACAACCUUCACUACCCCGUGCGUCCUUUUGCACUUAGUAAAUAAUUUAUUUGAUGUCUCGUAACAAAAAAAAAGCCUCGCACUGACUUGUAUAUAGCAGUAUAUCCUUUUUUUUUUUUUUUUUUUAAACAUCACUUAAUAUUGUAAACUGUUAGUUUGGUUUUAUGCGUAAUUAAUCAAUGUAUCAUUAGUGCCGAAAGAGAUAGACUAAUGUUAACUUCCCAAAGAGACAGGGGUGUGUUUUUUUAUUUUAUUUUUAUUUUUUUUGUAGUUGUUAUCAAGGUGUUCUACGCAAUAGCGUCUCGAUGUACUGUACGACAUAUACUGUAUUUAACCUAACAAAGCAUUCACCACUGUGGCCCUGCAUGUGACUGCAGGACUGGAUCAGUGUGCCUUAAGCCCAACAAAGCGCUUUGUUGUCGGGUGUGCAUUUUAUUGGUGCUUUAUUUUUGUUAUGACUGCAAAGAGAUGUUACUCUACUGUCUUUCUACUCAGUUACAAUGAAAUAUUACUCGUCUGGUACCUCAACAAACACCUGAUGUUGUUUUAAUGUGUUUUUUUUAAUGCUGUAUAAUAAUGCUUGGUAAUAUUACAUUAUUUGUGUGUGACCACAAGAGAUCGGUACGGUAAUCAUUGUGACUUUAUUUCCCAUCUCAAAAACACGUGCACAUAUUCUGUUUUUGCACUGAUUGCAUGGGUGGGGCAUUUUUAAACCAUGUACAGGAGGGAUUUGUAAAUAAGCAAUAAUUGACUUGACUUGUAAAAAGCACUGGCUUGGGUUUUAUCUGUUGUCCUUGUACAUAAUUUAAAUACGUAGUGUUAUAAUGUGUAUAUUUAAUAAACAACACAUGAGAGGUCA
Molecule: messenger RNA, 2588 nt
Organism: Syngnathus typhle (broad-nosed pipefish)
Lineage: Eukaryota; Metazoa; Chordata; Actinopteri; Syngnathiformes; Syngnathidae
Gene: lpl2a
Product: lipoprotein lipase
Exons: 10
Coding region: 182-1717 (511 amino acids)
Biological process (GO): lipid metabolic process
Molecular function (GO): lipoprotein lipase activity; apolipoprotein binding
Source: RefSeq, a predicted model, not a curated record